This is a messenger RNA of Hibiscus syriacus, 2027 nucleotides long. RefSeq names its product tubby-like F-box protein 8. Gene Ontology annotation, molecular function: protein binding. The record is from RefSeq and is a predicted model, not a curated record. NCBI's taxonomy places the organism in Eukaryota, Viridiplantae, Streptophyta, Magnoliopsida, Malvales, Malvaceae. The transcript has 6 exons. Bases 710 to 1984 code for a protein of 424 amino acids.
AGAUCUCAAAUUUCUCCUAGUAUUUUGCUGCUUUGUUUGUUUCUUGAGAAAAAAAAAAAGAAAGCUUCCCUUUCAAGUAGGAAAGAGAAAUCCAUGCUUCCUUUAAGUUUCGCAAGUCCCUUCAUUGUACCAUUCUUCCAAAAGUUUCUAAAUCUGAUUUCUUUUCUUGAACAUUUUUCCUUGCUUCCGGUGAUUUGAUACAUUCCUUUUUAUUAUCUUCAAUAGUUUUCUUUUCGGUGCUAAAAGAAACUCUACGUUCAUUCUUCUCUUAAUUUCUGGAUUUUUUUUCGUGGUUUUCGUAUAAUUUGGAGUGUAAUAAUUAAAUUCGAACUUUAAUUUUUUUCCUAUUUUUCAAUUUCUAAAAGAGGUCUCAUAUUUCCUUCCUCGACGCUCAGAGGAGUAAAGAAGAGUUGACCUUUGCUUACGUUUAAGCUCUUCUUAGCUUCAGUUACUUUGAUGAAGAUUAUAAGUUUGAAUAAAGGUUUUAUGGGAAGGACAUGGAAACUAAGAUUUUCAAUUAAGAGAAACUAAGAGUUUUUUUUUUUGGGGGGGGGGGUGUGAUUAGGGUUUUUAAAACCCCUCCAAAAUAAUAGUUUCUGAUUUAGCUGUUGCAUGCGUGUGGAUCUUCUGCACCAUAACUGUAAUUUAAGCAAACCAUUUUGGAGGACAUAAUAAUUCUUUUGGGGUUCUUUGUUAGUGCUAAGAGUAAAUGUCGUUCCGAAGUAUAGUUAACGACGUGAGGGAUGCUAUCGGGAGCUUAUCUAGGCGUAGUUUUGAGGUGAGGUUGCCUGGUCAUCAUAGGGGAAAAUCUCAGGGUUCAGUGCUUGAGUUGCAUGAUCAACCUAUGGUUGUCCAGAAUAGCCGCUGGGCAAGCCUUCCCCCAGAGCUGUUGCGUGAUGUGAUAAAGAGAUUGGAAGCGAGUGAGAGCACGUGGCCUGCUCGCAAGCAUGUUGUUGCUUGUGCCGCAGUAUGCAGGUCAUGGAGGGAAAUGUGCAAAGAAAUUGUUAGAUGUCCUGAGUUCUCUGGGAAAAUCACCUUUCCAGUUUCUCUGAAGCAGCCUGGACAUAGGGAUGGAACUAUCCAAUGCUUCAUAAAGAGAGACAAAUCUAAUUUAACUUAUCAUCUUUUCCUUUGCCUUAGUCCUGCCUUGCUUGUUGAGAAUGGGAAGUUUCUUCUUUCUGCAAAACGGACCCGUAGAACUACUUGCACAGAGUAUGUAAUCUCUAUGGAUGCAGAUAGUAUAUCGAGAUCUAGCAGCAAAUACAUUGGAAAACUUAGGUCUAAUUUUCUUGGUACCAAAUUCAUAAUUUAUGACACUCACCCUCCAUACAACAAUGCUAAGCUUUCACCACCUGGUCAAAGCCGAAGGUUGUAUUCAAAAAAGGUCUCUCCAAAGGUCCCCACCGGUAGCUACAACAUUGCCCAGGUCUCCUAUGAGCUGAAUGUGCUAGGUACUAGGGGACCUCGUAGGAUGCACUGUAGUAUGUACACAAUUCCUGCUUCAGCCCUCGAGCCAGGUGGCAUUGUCCCUGGCCAGCGGGAGCUUAUGCCCCGAUCCCUUGAAGACUCGUUUCGAAGCAUCUCUUUCUCAAAGGCCAUUGACAACUCAUCUGAGUUUAGUAGUGCAAGAUUCUCGGACAUUGUUGGAACCCGCGAUGAAGAGGAUGAAGGAAAGGAAAGGCCUUUGAUUCUAAGGAACAAACAACCAAGAUGGCAUGAGCAGUUACAGUGUUGGUGCCUGAACUUUCGAGGAAGGGUUACAGUUGCAUCGGUCAAGAACUUUCAGUUGAUUGCUGCAAACCAACCAGCAGCUGGUGCACCAACCCCAUCACAGCCAGCACAACCCGACCACGAUAAGAUAAUCCUCCAGUUUGGUAAAGUUGGCAAGGACAUGUUUACCAUGGACUACAGAUAUCCACUCUCUGCAUUCCAGGCGUUUGCAAUCUGCUUGAGCAGCUUCGACACCAAAUUGGCAUGUGAGUAACAGAGAAAGCUACAUGUUAAGCAAAUACAACUGUUAGCUGGGU